Molecule: messenger RNA, 576 nt
Organism: Colletotrichum karsti
Lineage: Eukaryota; Fungi; Ascomycota; Sordariomycetes; Glomerellales; Glomerellaceae
Product: eukaryotic ribosomal protein L18
Exons: 3
Coding region: 1-576 (191 amino acids)
Biological process (GO): translation
Cellular component (GO): ribosome; cytosolic large ribosomal subunit
Molecular function (GO): structural constituent of ribosome; RNA binding
Source: RefSeq, a predicted model, not a curated record
AUGGGGCUCUUCACCCUGCUUAUAGGUAUUGAUCUCGACCGCCACCACGUGCGCAGCACGCACCGCAAGGCUCCCAAGAGCGACAAUGUGUACCUCAAGCUCUUGGUGAAGCUUUACCGCUUCCUGACCCGCCGUACCGAGUCCAACUUCAACAAGGUCAUCCUGCGCCGUCUCUUCAUGUCGCGCAUCAACCGCCCCCCCGUCUCCCUCUCCCGCGUCGCCGCCAACAUCAAGAACGGCAACGAGAAGAAGACCGUCGUCAUCGUCGGAACCAUCACCGACGACAACCGUCUCCUGACCGUCCCCAAGGUCACCAUCGCGGCCCUCCGCUUCACCGCCACCGCCCGCGCUCGCAUCGUCGCUGCCGGCGGUGAGGCCAUCACCCUCGACCAGCUCGCCCUCCGCGCCCCCACCGGCGCCAACACCCUGCUCCUCCGCGGCCCCAAGAACUCCCGCGAGGCCGUCAAGCACUUCGGCUUCGGUCCCCACAAGCACAAGAAGCCCUACGUCGAGUCCAAGGGCCGCAAGUUCGAGCGUGCCCGUGGUCGCAGACGCUCUCGCGGCUUCAAGGUCUAA